Myripristis murdjan (pinecone soldierfish) is the source of this 2309-nucleotide messenger RNA. RefSeq lists its product as uncharacterized. Lineage: Eukaryota; Metazoa; Chordata; Actinopteri; Holocentriformes; Holocentridae. Bases 160 to 2166 code for a protein of 668 amino acids. The transcript is spliced from 12 exons. The record is from RefSeq and is a predicted model, not a curated record. Gene Ontology annotation, molecular function: zinc ion binding.
UGUUGUUUGGGAGCAGGGGGGUGGUAACUACCGUAAAGUGUUGUAUAUUUUUUGGGCGUCUGGUCAGCACCCUGUUAGUUUUGGUUAAGUAGGAAGAAUAAACUUUGACACGUGACAUUCUUGUGUGGGCGCAGCUGAGGUAUAAGGUGUUAAAAAACCAUGGAGAGCAGUGGGCUGGUAACUGGGGGCAUCCAGACCCAACAGCUGUGCCGCUUCUUCUCACAAGGAAGACACUGCAAUUUUGGGAGAAGGUGCCGGUUUCUUCAUGCCAGGGAUGAGGCCAUGUCUAAUCAGAAUAGGACAAGUAGGAGACCAGAGCUGGAGAGUGAGGAAGAGCCGUACCCCAGCCAGGACCAGGUCACAGGAAGUCUUGGAGAUGUGGGGCCCAGGUCGACCACCAACCCCAUGGUCGCGCCAGGGGCUGGUCGCCGCCCCUGUCGCUACUUCAUCUCAGGCUUCUGCUCCAUGGAGGAUAGAUGCCGUUUCUGGCACCCACCACAGUUCCCACUGGUGGAUGACCGGGCUGUGCCUGGAGGUGGAAGAAGACUCCCGCAGAGGGUGCCCGCUCCACGCCCCAACCUCCUCCAGGAGGUCAAGCUCAGUGACCUGACUGAGGAUGUCGCCAAGCAGCUGCGAGACACUGAGAUCAGACAGAUGAUGAAGCGCUUCCCCAAAGAUCAGCUUAUUGUUCAGGAAGGAAGUGAGGGCCAGGUUACUUUUUACAGGGCCACAGUGGCAGCCACCGAUCCUGACUGGCCUUUUGACCUGAAAGAAAUUGAUAUAUUGGUGAGCUUCCCAGAAAAAUAUCCCCAGGAGAUUUUCACAUUGGAUAUACCGGCAGACCAGGAUUUGCCGUCAAUGAUGGGAAGACAUGUUAAACAAGCAUCCCUGGAGUGGCUUCAGGCCAAGCAUGCAACUAAUCAGCUGAUGGGAAAGGUAGAACUGCUCUUUCGUCCUUUUCUUCGUUGGUUAGAUCGUAGCAUGGAGAGACUGUUCACCGAAGGAGCCAGGCAGUUAAAAAAAGACAUUGAUGCAGAAAGAGCCGGAUUGCAAUUUAUACCAUACCAGAAGCUCCAGGCAACAGUGUGUGAAGAGGCCAGCAGCAACGGUUCAUCUGAUCCUGCAUCCCAUACCACCGCUGAUGAAGAAGCCAUGGAGGAGGGAAAUGGGGAAAGGAUAGAAAAGGAGAGGACAGUGCAGCAGGGGGGUCUUGCUUAUGAUGAGCAGCAGCAUCAACAAGAGGAGGAGGAGGAGGAGGAGGCAGAGGCAGCCAGUCAUGCAGUGGAGAACAUAAAGAUCAGUAAUCCCCGCAGAGGCACAGAGGUGAAGCUGCUGGGAUUGACGCUUGGGGACAACGUAGCCACCGUGGUGGCCCGACAGAUCACGGUUUGUCUUCAGUGUAACAGGUGUAAGGUAACAGCAGACCUGACACUGAGUGCGAGGACACCCUGCACAGCUCAAUGUGAAAAAUGUAACGCCAGCAUCAGUGUUGCAUUCAGACCCAGCAUGCUGCACCACUACAGUGAUGUCCUUGGCUACCUGGACCUUCAUAAUGCUGCCCCUGCUGACCUUGUGCUUCAGGACUGUGAACUCACCGUAGGCUGCCUCAGCUGCUCCCAAGAGGGCCCUGUGCAGAACCUUCCCUAUGGCCAAACGAAGGAAUUUAAUUGCGAGCACUGCCACACCAAACUCAGCAUUCUGGCUGACAGCACAAGAUUCCAGUAUAUUCAACCUCGCUCCAGUAAAACAGGCCCCAGAGAUUUGGCUCUGAAUCGUCAAAGGAAUAUAAGAGAUCCUGCUGUGCAAAAAGGGAAACCACUGCCAGAAAAGGGAGCAUGCAAACAUUACAAACAGAGCCAUCGCUGGCUAAGGUUUCCCUGCUGUGGCCGAGCUUACCCCUGUGACGUGUGCCACGAUGAGGACCAGGACCAUCCCAUGGAACUAGCCACCAGGAUGAUCUGUGGCCAUUGUGCCAAAGAGCAGCCCUACAACAAUGGAAAGCCUUGCAUCUGCUGUGGAGGCAUGAUGACGAGAGGAGCACACACCAGCCACUGGGAAGGAGGACUGGGAUGCAGGAGCAAAGUGAAAAUGAACAGAAACGAUCGACAAAAAUAUACCAAUACCAACAAGACCAUUUCGCGGAAGGCAGCCACUGAAAAGAAAUAGUCUGUGAGGAGGAGCCUUAUUGCAGUAAUUUAUGAUAUAACAUGAAAUAAUACAUCAUAUAUGAUACAUGAUCCACAGUGGCCUUCUCUUUUCUUUCACUGAAAUAAUGCGUAUUUUCUCAAUAAAUCAUGUUGUUAUGAUUA